This is a messenger RNA of Haliotis rubra (blacklip abalone), 4066 nucleotides long. RefSeq names its product synaptophysin-like. Gene Ontology annotation, cellular component: synaptic vesicle membrane; synaptic vesicle. NCBI's taxonomy places the organism in Eukaryota, Metazoa, Mollusca, Gastropoda, Lepetellida, Haliotidae. The record is from RefSeq and is a predicted model, not a curated record. The transcript has 8 exons. Bases 34 to 771 code for a protein of 245 amino acids.
CUUCACCUUUACCCGACCUGGAAGUGAAACAAGAUGGAAGCAGUGGGACAGGUUGCAUCUGCGUUCAAUGGCCGUGUGCUGAAGGAGCCGAGAGGGUUCAUCAAGAUCAUUCUGUUUAUUGUGGCCAUAUUUGCUUUUGCAACAACCACCAGCUUCAGGACCAAUUCAUCUUUGAAGACCAAAUGUAACAAUGCAAGCAACCCCUGGAAGGAAUUCGUCUAUGACUACUCAUAUCCAUUUGAUCUGCGAAGUGUUGCAGUUGUCAUCAACUGUAAUGGCACAUCAAUACCCUACUACCUGGGACAGAGUGAGACGACACAAGCCCAGUUCUACGUGUUUGUCGGAGUCAUUGCCUUCCUCUACUGCAUUGGUGCUCUUAUUCUCUACAUCUUCUUUGACGAUCUCUACCGCAAAAACAACCGAAUUGUCAUUGGGGACUUUGUGAUAUCGGUUGUUAUAACUGCCCUAUGGCUCAUCGCUUCCUCUGCCUGGGCUCAAGGUGUGUCUGACGUCAAGUUCUUCACCGACCCCAGCGAGUCAGGCCUCAUCCAGUUGAUCCCAGAAUGCAAACAUGCUCCCUGUGAAGUCGGUCACCUUGGCAACUUUGCAAGCCUUAAUGUGUCCAUUAUCUUCGGAUUUCUCAACUUUCUGGUGUGGGCUGCCAACCUGUGGUUCUUGUACAAGGAGACUCCUUGGUUCAAGGUCCGCUCUAAGCCUCCAAGUUCCCCAGAAGCAGGCCCGCCUCAGCAACCUCCCACCAACCAAUAUUAAGGUGUAUCCAGUAGUAAGUAGUCUCGACUAACCAAGUACUUCCCUUCUUAUAGCUGUGCAACAUGGUAUUGGAAUAAAAACUAACUUGUGGUGUCAAAAGUAGUUAGGAUAUUUUUCUGUCAGAUAAUAUUUGGUUUGUUUCGAUUCAUUGAUAUUUUGGAUUUUGUAAUAUUGUAGGGAAGAAAUAAUGAAUUUUGAAAUGUCCCACUUGAUAUAUGAGAACCCGGAGGAAAUGUCAGUCAUCACCAGUGGUUUCUAUAUUUCAAUAAUGGAACUCUGUAGCAUCCCAGUCAGACAGAUAGAUGUCAGUGUAGUGUUUACUGAGAGAGGAAGACAUGACACAUGGGUCAGGCUCAAUGCAUUGGUCGGACAUGACACAUGGGUCAUGUUACCCAUAGGUUCAAUGUGACACAUGACUUGAUCGACCAGGUUACUUUCAGAUCAGUGCAAAUUUAUCAGGGGAUGGUUGAGACUUAAAACAGAUCAAAAUGUUUCCUGUCAGAUAUAGACAGGCUGUUGUGUCAUGUAGGAAGCUGGGAUGACUACAGGGUUCCAGCGUUCCACUGCUAUAGGAUAAUCUUGAGAUCUGACUCUGUAGGCCAGAGUUCACCGAGAGGUACCAGUUGUAGGCCAGAGUUCACCGAGAGGUAUCAGUCGUUUGUGAUGUGUGGAUGGGGUACAUUCAGUUUAUUAUCAAACAAGUCAACCUAGAACCUAAGUAACAUGGCUUGUCGUGAUAUACACAUAUAGACUACACUGAACCAGUGGGUGAUGUCCCUUUUCUUUGCCACAAUCCUGUCCAUCUUGUGAAUACUGUUUCCAUAUCAACACAUCCUGUGUUUGUUGGUUUGAUGUAACUCCAGCACCAGCACCACCACCACCAUGUUACCCCAGACCAUCAAGCUGCUGUAGAGUAAUUUACAAUAGGGUUGUAUCCUGGUCAUUCUAACCUUGUGUCAUUUCUAGUAUUGCUUGUGUAUUUGAUGUGUGUGAGUGAAAUCGUAAGUUGCACCGAUUCCAUGUCAAUGUUUAACCCAUUGGUCUUUUACUAUAUAUAUUUUAGAGCACUGAGAAUAGACUGAGUAAUAUCUGUUAAUCGAGUGAAGUGGUUCGUCAAAUCCUUCCAUCCAUUUAAAGUCACACAUAAGACUCCGGCUUCCCACUCCAGCAUAGCAUGGCAUCUUCAUACAGUAAACCUAUCCCAAAAGGCAGUGGACCUAUCCCAUAAUGCACUGAAACGAUCCCAUAAUGCAGUGGACCUAUCACAAAAUGCAGUAGACCUACCCCGUAAAGCACUGAACCAAUCCCAUAAUGCAGUGUAACUGUCUCAUCUUGUCCUUCCCUUUGUUAGGUACAACCAAAAUCAGGUCACAUCAAAUAAUCUGAAAUGUUAUGUUAAACAUCAUUACCCCCAAUACAUCAAUGUCUAACUGGCUUGUCAUAUUGGUUAUUUGGCUUUGAGGAUCAACACUUGUGUAAAUAACAGCCAUAGUGUCACAUACCAUCCUCAAUGGGGAAUUAUUGGGCCAUCAUCUGGGGCAAGUUUAUUCUUGUUAAAGAACACAUACUGUUCAUUCUAGACUGGUGUAGAAAUAUCUAACUCUGAUAGUUGUAUAAGUAAAGGGCCACUAACUGGAUCAACGAAGGUCCUUAAUCUGUAUUAUAUCUUGUUCACGGUUUGCAUGGAUAUUUAGUCUAGUUGGAGUCAUCUCCCUUGCACUGCACAGAGAUUUUCCUCAUACUGUAUUUUUGUGCGAUUUGACAAAGAGUUUACUGUUUGUAUUUUGCUGAGUGUAUUUUUGUAUUAGCUGGAGUCUUCCUCAGGAUCUGUACAACAGAAAAUAAAUGUCUGGGUGGUUGCUAUUUUAUCAACAUUGUGACAAGAAUGUUUUCUACCCACUCAAUUUCAAUUCAACUCAUUGACAAUUGUUAUGUUUAAUCUACUUUCUUAUUCAAGAGAUUCAUGGCUUAUGAGAACUGACAUCUCAGUAAAACAAGAAUGAUCUCAAAACAUCACACCCUGUUAGUUCUAUUCUUCUGUCAGAGCCAAGUUUUAACAUCCGAAAUGUUGUGUAUUUUAACUCUUUGUUGUACAUAUAAAGGGACACUUUCUCUAUUCUGAAGUUUACAUACUUGAGCCACAACACAAAAAUGUUUGUGAUUUGGAUUUAUUUCAUUUGUUUGUACAAACCUGUCUGACUGUAAUGCAAUCAAAUGACAGCUAUUCUGAUUCAUAAUUUUUUAAAAAUAUUUCAGACUCAUGUUUCUGUAACAGAAAUCUGCCAACCAUUGACAGAAACAUGGCUUCCUAUGCCACAGUAAUAGGGUCACCAUUUUGUUUUGGAGGAGUCCGUCGAUUAAAACAUUUGCAUAAACUACAUUCCAUUUGGAAAUAGGUGGCCUUGACCUCAGGGCGAGCAUUACAAUGUGAGUGAUGAAUUUCAUUGCAUCUUGUCGAUGUGAUAUGCCUUGUUUUGCUUCUGUUGUUUGUAUUUUGAAUACUAUUGUAUCUGGUGUUUGAUAUGGGUUGAAAUGUAGAUAUGUAUAUUAUUCAUUUUGUGUGUGGAGCUACCAUUUUGUUAGUACAAGUGAUGAAGUGUCAACAGUUCUUGUCAUCGACAUGCUCCUGUACUUUACGAAUGAUUCACAUGUAAUCAGGUCAAAUAUUCUGUUCAGAAAAAGAAAUAUUGGUCCAAACCAAUCCAGUUUCUACUUUAGUAUGCCAGGGGGCGAAAGAAACAAAUGUUUACCAGCAGUACUGUGUAUAUAAGCAGCCACCAGGUAUAUUCUGAAAAGCCAAGAAAACAUCAUCUGUCACAGGCUUCACCCACUGUAAACAUGCAGCAUCUGGGUUGUGGGCACGGUGGUCAGUCAUGCUGACUGCCUGUUUGAUUCUCUAUCUGCUCUCCCCAAUUAUUGCUGGAAUAUUGCUAAUAGUGGAGUAGAACCAGACUCACUCACUCACUCCAGGGUCUGGGGACACACAAGGGGUGAAGACCUUAAUGAAUACUACACCAGUAAUAACUGAAGUCAGUUGGAUAUUGUAGACCAUAUUUCAUCUAUUGAGCAUCAAAUACGGUGUGUUUAUGACUAUUUAUUCCUGUUUUUAAUCCAUGCUUAUCGAGUUCUUGUAUGCUGUUCAUUCCUUCAUGUUAUAACAUGGUAAUAACCAAUGUUCAGGAUCUCAUGUCCUGACGUACUGUUCUGCUAGUUCCUGUUGAACCAUUCAUUCUGUAGUUUUGGUCCUUUAGUUGUUUGUAUGAACAAUAACGCUAAUAAAUUGGUUUAUUUAUUA